AGUGCUGUGACCUGGGCUACCAUGCCAGCCUGGCACGGACCCUGAGGACCUACCUGUCUGCAGAGUACAGCCUGGAGACGUCCCGCCACGAGGGGCUUGACCAGCUGGAGGGGGCCGUGGAUGCCAUGGAUGUCAGGGGGGACAAACACAGGGUCAUGGAUAUGCACAGCCAGAUCUUCUGCCCGCCCGCCCGCUUCGACUACCAGCCACACAUGGGCGAUGAGGUGAGGGAGGGGUGAUUGGAGGGGUGAUUGUGCCUCCCACUAUGUCUGUGUUUCCUCUGUCUGGUCCUGUGUGGCUUGCAUCAGCAAUGCCAGCGUCUUGGGGUCAGUUCCAUUCUGGGAUCCCAAACAAACACUACUGUAAGUUCUCUCUCUCUCUCUCUCUCUCUCUCUCUCUCUCUCUCUCUCUCUCUCUCUCUCUCUCUCUCUCUCUCUCUCUCUCUCUCUCUCUCUCUCUCCCCCUCUCCCUCCCUCCCUCCCUACUAGGUGUGUCAGGUGAGUGCCCAGCAGCCGGUACAGAUAGAGCUCCUGAUGCGUCACCACCAGCUCCAGUCCCGCCUGGCCACGCUCAAGAUCGAGAACGAGGAGGUGAGCUCUAAAACCCUGACCCUAACCCUAAACCUGUUACAUUAUCAGUCUGUCAACUCACCACCUGGGCCAUGUUCAGUAGCUAAAAUUGUGGAACAUUUGCCUGCUGCCUGUCUGCCUGUCUGCCUGUCUGCCUGCCUGCCUCACUCUGCUGCUUCAGUCAGACAGAUGUUUGUAAAGGUCACCAUAUCGCUCCUAUGAAUAUGGAGGUGCUCUGUUCAUUCAGCCACUUCCUCGGUACCUCUCACAUUGACAGAACACAAUUUGUCGUUCUAUUUAUCUUCACACAGUCACACGCGCAACCAGAUGUCCCCUACCAGGCUGACUGAUUUAUACAUUAUACAGUGGGGGAAAAAAGUAUUUAGUCAGCCACCAAUUGUGCAAGUUCUCCCACUUAAAAAGAUGAGAGAGGCCUGUAAUUUUCAUCAUAGGUAUUUAUUUGCAAAUUAUGGUGGAAAAUAAGUAUUUGGUCAAUAACAAAAGUUUCUCAAUACUUUGUUAUAUACCCUUUGUUGGCAAUGACACAGGUCAAACGUUUUCUGUAAGUCUUCACAAGGUUUUCACACACUGUUGCUGGUAUUUUGGCCCAUUCCUCCAUGCAGAUCUCCUCUAGAGCAGUGAUGUUUUGGGGCUGUCGCUGGGCAACACGGACUUUCAACUCCCUCCAAAGAUUUUCUAUGGGGUUGAGAUCUGGAGACUGGCUAGGCCACUCCAGGACCUUGAAAUGCUUCUUACGAAGCCACUCCUUCGUUGCCUGGGCGGUGUGUUUGGGAUCAUUGUCAUGCUGAAAUACCCAGCCACGUUUCAUCUUCAAUGCCCUUGCUGAUGGAAGGAGGUUUUCACUCAAAAUCACACGAUACAUGGCCCCAUUCAUUCUUUCCUUUACACGGAUCAGUCGUCCUGGUCCCUUUGCAGAAAAACAGCCCCAAAGCAUGAUGUUUCCACCCCCAUGCUUCACAGUAGGUAUGGUGUUCUUUGGAUGCAACUCAGCAUUCUUUGUCCUCCAAAGACGACGAGUUGAGUUUUUACCAAAAAGUUCUAUUUUGGUUUCAUCUGACCAUAUGACAUUCUCCCAAUCCUCUUCUGGAUCAUCCAAAUGCACUCUAGCAAACUUCAGACGGGCCUGGACAUGUACUGGCUUAAGCAGGGGGACAUGUCUGGCACUGCAGGAUUUGAGUCCCUGGCGGCGUAGUGAGUUACUGAUGGUAGGCUUUGUUACUUUGGUCCCAGCUCUCUGCAGGUCAUUCACUAGGUCCCCCCAUGUGGUUCUGGGAUUUUUGCUCACCGUUCUUGUGAUCAUUUUGACCCCACGGGGUGAGAUCUUGCGUGUAGCCCCAGAUCAAGGGAGAUUAUCAGUGGUCUUGUAUGUCUUCCAUUUCCUAAUAAUUGCUCCCACAGUUGAUUUAUUCAAACCAAGCUGCUUACCUAUUUCAGAUUCAGUCUUCCCAGCCUGGCGCAGGUCUACAAUUUUGUUUCUGGUGUCCUUUGACAGCUCUUUGGUCUUGGCCAUAGUGGAGUUUGGAGUGUGACUGUUUGAGGUUGUGGACAGGUGUCUUUUAUAAUGAUAACAAGUUCAAACAGGUGCCAUUAAUACAGGUAACGAGUGGAGGACAGAGGAGCCUCUUAAAGAAGAAGUUACAGGUCUGUGAGAGCCAGAAAUCUUGCUUGUUAGUAGGUGACCAAAUACUUAUUAUCCACCAUAUUUGCAAAUAAAUUCAUAAAAAAUCCUACAAUGUGAUUUUCUGGAUUUCUUUUCCUCAAUUUGUCUGUCAUAGUUGACGUGUACCUAUGAUGAAAAUUACAGGCCUCUCAUCUUUUUAAGUGGGAGAACUUGCACAAUUGGUGGCUGACUAAAUACUUUUUUUCCCCUCUGUAUGUCGGAAAAAGUCAGUUAUAAAUUCCUUUGUUCUAAUUAUAAAUAAAUUAUCAUCCAAUAGGCUUUGAUUACAUUUCCAAUAUCCUCGCCCACGUGGAAAUUCAGUAAGAGUAAUGUAUAUGCCAAUUAUAUGAUGGUCCGACCGCAUUCUGUCCCCUAUCAACACUUUUUAAACCUUUGGUACCAACGAGAAUGAGAUAAGAAAGAAGUCAAGACGACUAGCUUGAUUGAGUCUCCGCCAUGUAUAUCUCACUAGAUCAGUAUAUUUAAGCCUCCAUAUAUCUACUAGUUCUAAUGUAUCCAUGACAUUCACAAUUUCCUUAAGAGCAUGUGGGUGAUUGUUUGUGGUGUGAUUUCCUUUACGGUCCAUUGAGCUAUUUAAAACAGUAUUAUAAUCCCCCACCAUAAUAAUAUUGUCUUGAAUUGCUUGCAGGGUUAAUAAUUUAUUAAAUAUAUUGUCAAAGAAUUGUGGAUCAUCAUUAUUUGGUCCGUAAAGGUUAAUGAGCCAUAUCUGUUUAUGGUCCAAUAACAUAUUUAAAAUAAUCCAUCUACCUUGCGUAUCUAUUUGGACAAUUUGCACAUUCGGAUCGAAAUUACUAUUAAUUAAUAUCAUCACCCCUUUUGAAUUUCUUUGCCCAUGGGAGAAGUAUAUUUCCCCCCCCCCCCCCCCCCCCCCCCCCCCCCCAUUCCUUUUUCCACGCAACUUCAUCUCGAAUUGUUUAAUGAGUUUCCUGUAUACAAUAGAUAUUAUAUUCCUUCUCUUUGAGCCAUGUAAAUAUUGUUCUUCUUUUGUUAUUAUCAGCUAAGCCAUUACAAUUAUAACUGGCUAUACCUAUUUCACCAUACACCAUAAUGAGAUACAAGUUUCAAGUCUAUUUAUCAUUAUAUAUGUUUGUAAAUUUACCAAUAAAAAAUACUGUAAUGAUUGAGCGUCCAUAUAGCUGUACUGUGAUAUUUGCAUUGCUACGGAGUAACCCUUCAAUUGUUCUCCAUUAAUUCCCCCGCUAUAUAUAUAUAUAACUAUUUAAAAAAAAAUAUGCAUAUCCUAUUUACCAUCAUUAUCAAUUAAUAUGCGUAAUAAUGUCGGCAGUUCAUGCGUAGGAUUUUAACAUAUAACCCGGAUUGCCAUUUUAUUACAUUUAUUUUAUUGACAAGCAAAUAUUAUCCUAGCAAAUAAUUCCCGUGGUCCAUCCCCCCCAUGGACUAGUCUUUGUGUCUCUGAACAUUUGGUUGUCAAUAUACAGUUUAUCCACCACGAGUGCAACACGUUUCCCUUUUAAUCUGUUUUCCUUGAAGAUUGGAUAUAGAACUUUGCGCCUUUCUGCAAUCUCCCUCGGGAACUGAUCAUUCAUGCCUAUUUUCGUGCCAGCAAGUCUUUUCCCUAGGCUUUUAACCAUUGCUUUAUCUUAAAAAAAAGCACAUUUGGCAACGAUUGGGCGCUCAUAUUUCUGUCCUCUUUUUCCGAAAUGGUGUAUACGUUCGAGUUGGAUUUUAUCGACAGCCUCGAGUGGGAUUUGUAGCGCUGUAUGCAGGAAGUCCUUCAUAAUAUUCUCUGUUAUUUCUCCCUCCUUUUCCUGAAUACCCGUAAGUACUAGAUUUUCUCUCAUCGAUCUAGUUUGGAUGUCUAGUAAGGCUUCUCUCAGAAGGUUGUUCUCCUUUUUAAGUUCCCUAACGUCCGUUUCCAUCUUAGAGACUGUCACUUUUAAUUCUUUGGUUUCUUUCUCCAUUACCAAAGCUUUUUCGUCACUCAUUUGAAGACUCACUUUCAACUCUUUUACGUCCUUACUGACCAAUUCUAGUAUGCCCAAUUUGUCAUUUAUCGACUUCAACAGGUCACUUUCCACACUUACCAGACCCAGUGGUGAAAAGCGUAUAUCAUCUGUAUCAGUCGAUGAGUCGCGUUUUCUCUUGGAUCGGCUCUCCACGCUUAUCUUCCGCCAUUUUUGGGUGUUGCGUGUUGUUGUAAUAUUUGUCGAUAUAUUUCUCUAGCCUUAUGAUCUGUUUUGUGUUAUUAUCCAGAUUGAAUUAUAUUAACUGUGAAUAUAUGAAAUGCUAAUAUUUAGUCUAACUUACUGAUUUUGAAUAUGAUGUUUUUAUCUUGAGGUGAUUUGUACCGCUUUCUAUUCAAUACGCCAUCUUGUCUACGCGCGCCCCGCCCUCUAACCUGUCAACAUUUCUCCCAAGUUUUCACCAUCAUUGUAAAGCCCCAGUUAUUUUGUUGCUUUGACAAAGUCAUACAGUGGGGGAAAAAAGUAUUUAGUCAGCCACCAAUUGUGCAAGUUUUCCCACUUAAAAAGAUGAGAGAGGCCUGUAAUUUUCAUCAUAGGUACACGUUAACUAUGACAGACAAAUUGAGAUUUUUUUUUCCUGAAAAUCACAUUGUAGGAUUUUUAAUGAAUUUAUUUGCAAAUUAUGGUGGAAAAUAAGUAUUUGGUCACCUACAAACAAGCAAGAUUUCUGGCUCUCACAGACCUGUAACUUCUUCUUUAAGAGGCUCCUCUGUCCUCCACUCGUUACCUGUAUUAAUGGCACCUGUUUGAACUUGUUAUCAGUAUAAAAGACACCUGUCCACAACCUCAAACAGUCACACUCCAAACUCCACUAUGGCCAAGACCAAAGAGCUGUCAAAGGACACCAGAAACAAAAUUGUAGACCUGCACCAGGCUGGGAAGACUGAAUCUGCAAUAGGUAACAGCUUGGUUUGAAGAAAUCAACUGUGGGAGCAAUUAUUAGGAAAUGGAAGACAUACAAGACCACUGAUAAUCUCCCUCGAUCUGGGGCUCCACGCAAGAUCUCACCCCGUGGGGUCAAAAUGAUCACAAGAACGGUGAGCAAAAAUUCCCAGAACCACACGGGGGGACCUAGUGAAUGACCUGCAGAGAGCUGGGACCAAAGUAACAAAGCCUACCAUCAGUAACACACUACGCCGCCAGGGACUCAAAUCCUGCAGUGCCAGACGUGUCCCCCUGCUUAAGCCAGUACAUGUCCAGGCCCGUCUGAAGUUUGCUAGAGUGCAUUUGGAUGAUCCAGAAGAGGAUUGGGAGAAUGUCAUAUGGUCAGAUGAAACCAAAAUAUAACUUUUUGGUAAAAACUCAACUCGUCGUGUUUGGAGGACAAAGAAUGCUGAGUUGCAUCCAAAGAACACCAUACCUACUGUGAAGCAUGGGGGUGGAAACAUCAUGCUUUGGGGCUGUUUUUCUGCAAAGGGACCAGGACGACUGAUCCGUGUAAAGGAAAGAAUGAAUGGGGCCAUGUAUCGUGAGAUUUUGAGUGAAAACCUCCUUCCAUCAGCAAGGGCAUUGAAGAUGAAAUGUGGCUGGGUCUUUCAGCAUGACAAUGAUCCCAAACACACCGCCCAGGCAACGAAGGAGUGGUUUCGUAAGAAGCAUUUCAAGGUCCUGGAGUGGCCUAGCCAGUCUCCAGAUCUCAACCCCAUAGAAAAUCUUUGGAGGGAGUUGAAAGUCCGUGUUGCCCAGCGACAGCCCCAAAACAUCACUGCUCUAGAGGAGAUCUGCAUGGAGGAAUGGGCCAAAAUACCAGCAACAGUGUGUGAAAACCUUGUGAAGACUUACAGAAAACGUUUGACCUGUGUCAUUGCCAACAAAGGGUAUAUAACAAAGUAUUGAGAAACUUUUGUUAUUGACCAAAUACUUAUUUUCCACCAUAAUUUGCAAAUAAAUUCAUUAAAAAUCCUACAAUGUGAUUUUCUGGAUAUUUUUUUCUCAUUUUGUCUGUCAUAGUUGACGUGUACCUAUGAUUAAAAUUACAGGCCUCUCUCAUCUUUUUAAGUGGGAGAACUUGCACAAUUGGUGGCUGACUAAGUACUUUUUUUCCCCACUGUAUCUGAAGAUGAUUAUUUACUUAAUGUUAUUAGUGAUUCAUUUUAAGGAAAAAAAUGACAAGCCUGUCCCUCAUUUUAAGAUCAACCCUGUUACAUGAACUGAACUCUCAUUUUUGUAUGGUGAAACUAUUCCUUUUUUAAAUAUGUUUUUUCAAAAGAGACAUUGCACAUCUAAUAGUCAAACCAUAGUGUAAACGCAGGUGAGCUGGUUCUUUUCUUUUUGGCCAUUUGCUGGUAUUCUGUAAUGGAAAACUGAGCGGGUAGAGCAUAACACGUCAAACCUGUGACCCAUAGAUAGACAGGCUAGAAUUUUUUUAACAAUUUAAAUGUUUUAAUGAAGCUUGCAUUCAAUAGCCCCUCACUGUUGUACAUACACAACAAGCUUCCAUUCCCCCUGUCACAAGGGAAUUUAUGGCUGAUUUAAGAUGACGUUGUUAACCCUGUUACUUUAUUUGGCACUUAACAGAAUGUUCAAAUUACAUGAAGUUAUUGUUAUUAUUAUUUUUACCAAGUUAGACUACUCAAAGGCACCAAAUUGAAUUGGAACGACCCAUAUGUGUGACAUUUGAUUCUUCAAUUUGACAUUUUGCCCUCAAAGAGCAUUAUGCAAUUCCAUUUCCCAUUACAAAAUUAUUGUUGUCUAUCAACAAUGACAAGCCACCGGGGUCUGACAACUUGGAUGGAAAAUUACUGAGGAUAAUAGAGGACAAUAUUGCCACUCCUAUUUGCCAUAUUUUCAAUUUAAGCCUACUAGAAUGUGUGUGCCCCCAGGCUUGGAGGGAAGCAAAAGUCAUUCCGCUACCUAAGAAUAGUAAAGCCCCCUUUACUGGCUCAAAUAGCCGACCAAUCAGCCUGUUACCAACCGUUAGUAAACUAUUGGAAAAAAUUGUGUUUGACCAGAAACAAUGCUAUUUUACAGUAAACAAAUUGACAACAAACUUUCAGCAUGUUUAUAGAGAAGGACAUUCAACAAGCACAGCACUUAAACAAAUGACCGAUGAUUGGCUGAGAGAAAUUGAUGAUAAAAAUAUUGUGGGGGCUGUUUUGUUAGACUUCAGUGCGGCUUUUGACAUUAUUGAUCAUAGUCUGCUGCUGGAAAACGUAUGUGUUAUGGCUUUAUUGUGGAUAAAUAGUUACCUGUCUAACAGAACACAGAGGGUGUUCUUUAAUGGAAGCCUCUCCAACAUAAUCCAGGUAGAAUCAGGAAUUCCCCAGGGCAGCUGUCUAGGCCCAUUACUUCUUUCAAUCUUUACUAAUUACAUGCCACUGGCUUUGAGUAAAGCCAUAGUGUCUAUGUAUGCGGAUGACUCAACACUAUACAUGUCAGCUACUACAACGACUGAAAUGACUGCAACACAUAACAAAGAGUUGCAGUUAGUUUCAGAGUGGGUGGCAAGGAAUAAGUUAGUCCUAAAUAUUUAUAAAACUAAAAGCAUUGUAGUUGGGACAAAUCAUUCACUAAACCCUAAACCUCAACUAAAUCUUGUACUAAAUAAUGUGGAAAUUGAGCAAGUUGAGGUGACUAAACUGCUUGGAGUAACCCUGGAUUGUAAACUGUCAUGGUCAAAACAUAUUGAUACAACAGUAGCUAAGAUGGAGGAGAAGUAUAUCAAUAAUAAAGCACUGCUCUACCUUCUUAACAGCACUAUCAACAAGGCAGGUCCUACAGGCCCUAGUUUUGUCACACCUGGACUACUGUUCAGUCGUGUGGUCAGCUGCCACAAAAAAGGACAGGGCAGCACGGCUGGCCCUUGGAUGUACACAGAGAGCUAAUAUUAAUAAUAUGCAUGUCAAUCUCUCCUGGCUCAAAGUGGAGGAGAGAUUGACUUCAUCACUACUUGUAUUAAUGAGAGGUAUUGACAUGUUGAAUGCACCGAGCUGUCUGUUUGAACUACUGGCGCACAGCUCGGACAAACAUGCAUACCCCACAAGACAUGCCACCAGAGGUCUCUUCACAGUCCCCAAGUCCAGAACAGACUAUGGGAGGCACACAAUACUACAUAGAGCCAUGACUACAUGGAACUCUAUUCCACAUCAAGUAACUGAUGCAAGUAGUAAAAUUAGAUUGAAAAAACAGAUACAAAAAUACCUUAUGGAAGAGCGGAGACUGUGAAGCAACACAAACAUAGGCGCAGACACAUGUAUAAACACACACGAUAACAUACGCACUAUACACACACAUACACAUGGAUUUUGUACUGUAGAUAUGUGGUAGUGGUGGAGUAGGGGCCUGAGGGCACAGUGUGUUGUGAAAUCUGUCAAUGUAUUGUAAUGUUUUUCAAUUCGUAUGAACAGCCUUUUUGCUGGACCCCAGGAUCCAUAAUCCAUAAUAAAUAGAAAUACAAUCUUUGAAGUCUCAUUAGCUAUGUUUCCAUUAACUUGUCCAGAGAUUUUUGGUCGACAUUAAGAAAGUUUGCAUAGAAAAUAGAUGCGACAAUAGCCUGCUAGGGUGUGUUUCCAUGGAACUAUCUUGUGUCGAUAAAAACAUCUAAUGACGUCACACCUAAAAAAAAUGUUUCCAUUACCCAUUUAGGGAAAUGCCCUCCCACCUAUCUGUUUCAUAUCUCAGGUAGCCUGUGAAAGCCAGCAUUAUAUAGAAUGCAAUCAUUUACAAAUAUUUGCCAUAGUCUAAUAAUUCUCAUGUGCCAACGUAUCACCAUGGUCCAUGGUGAAACUUGCACUCCUGUAGAUCUGAAAUAAUUGGAUGGUGAAACUUGCCAGCCAACCAGAAAAGCAAGGCGAAGCAAUUCAGGCAUUCUUGAAAGACAGGACAAUCCUUUUCCUGCAAAGUAACAUGAUUUUAUAGUUGAAAAAUUGAUUUAGCAAGCAGUAGGCAUUUAGAUUUAAAUGUGGAUUGGAGCUUUAUUGUUACGCAGUAAAAUCACGUGCCCGCAUACCUUCAAAAUGAUUAGGCAAUCAUCAUUUAUUCAAAUAACACAGUUUCCAUAAAAAAUGUGCGCAAUAAAGAAGGUUCGACAAAAUAAAAAUCCACCCAUGUCGAACUGAUCAUUAUUUUUUCUCAAUCUUUUGAAAAUAUAUCCUAAAUCUGCCAUUUCCAUUACACAUGGUGCAAAUAUUGCUUUUGUCGAAUAAACCUGGGUCAACGGAAACCUGCCUAUUGUGUGCAGGGAAAACACAGUAAAUAUUGAAGUUGUGACCCAGCUAAAUGACUCUCCUCUCUUUCCCUGCUGUCCUUCAUAGGUGAGGAAGACUCUGGAUGCCACCAUGCAGACGCUGCAGGACAUGCUGACAGUGGAGGACUUUGAUGUGUCUGAGGCUUUCCAACACAGCCAGUCCACUGAGUCGGUCAAGUCUGCCUCGUCUGACUCCUACAUGAGCAAAGUCAACGUUGCUAAGAGACGAGCCAAUCAGCAGGAGACCGAGGGUUUCUACUUCACUGUGAGUGGCUCUGACAACUAACACCACUUAAAAUGCAAUAGAAAUGCUUUUUAAAUUGUAUUUGUAUGAAUGCAUACUGGUAUUAAGUACUUGCUCUAGGGCUCUGAUAAGGUCUUGUGUGGCUCAGUUGGUAAGAUCAUUGUGGUCAUUGUAGCCUGAUGUUCUACAGUACCCAUAAUGCUCUUGCACUAUAUCCAGGUUUAUCUUACUAAACACGUUCCUAAAGCUAACACAAUGGUGUCCUGUCUCCUUAUUUUUACAGUCAUGGUAUCAAUUCCCGCAGGGAUUACAAACACAUAAUACAAAUGAAUGCACUCACUGUAAAUGUACUGUAAGUCACUUUACAAAAUGUGUCUGCUAAGUGGCAUAUUAUUAGUAUUAUUAACAGUACUUAAAGUGCAUUGGAAAUGCUUUUAAAAUUUUUAUGAAUGCAUUGCAUGCUGAUAUUAGAGUACUUAGCUACUCAGGUUUAGUGGCUUGGUCCAGUGUUCAUCAUAAUGCAGCAUUAUGCCUUGUGGAAUUCAGACAGGCAACCACCUGGUUGUGAGUUCAUUCUACUGGUAUUGGCAUCAGGCUUUGGUGAUACAAGUCAUGCAAAUUAAUUCUGAAGUUAACCUUUUGAUGUAAUGACAUAAAGCAGUAGUCACUGUAGCCUACAGUCACAAGUGUGGUCUUGUGUGGCUCAGUUUGUAAGAGUGUGUUAUUAGCUAUGCCAAGGUCACAGGUUCAAUUCCUGCAGGGAUCACAAACAAAAUAAUUGUUUACUCACUGUGUUACUGUAACUAUGUACAGUGCAUUCAGAAAGUAUUCAUGCCCCUUGACUUUUUCCACAUUUUGUUGUGUUACAAAGUGGGGUUCAAAUGGAUUGAAUUGUCAUUUUUUGUCUACAAUCAACACAAAAUACUCUGUAAUGUCAAAGUGGAAGAUUUUAUUUAAUUUUUUACUAAUGAAAAAUAAAACACAUAUGUCGUGAUUAGAUAAGUAUAAUUAAUAACUUCACCUUCGCUUUUUUAUCUAUCGGUGCCCUUCUUUGCAAGGUAUUGGAAAACCUCCCUGGUCUUUGUGGUUGAAUGUCACGCCCUGGCCUUGAGAGGCCGGUCAUCUUUAGUUGGUUUGGUCAGGGCAUGAGAAUCUAUGCUAGAAAUUCUAUGUUUAUGUUCUAGGUAUUGUAUUUCUAUGUUUGUCCGGGUGUGAUUCCCAAUCAGAGACAGCUGUCGCUCAUUGUCUCUGAUUGGGGAUCAUACUUAAGUAGCCUGUUUGCCUACCUUAGUUGUGGGAUCUUGUUCCGUGUUAGGCUUGUAUGUGUAUAGCCUGAGGACUUCGCGUUACGUUGUUUCUUGUUUUGUUUAUGUUUAUUGAGUUUAAUUAACAUUUACGCUUUUCACGCUGCACCUUGGUCUGACCCGUCUCUCAAUGUUCGUGACAGAAGAGCCCACCAAAAACGGACCAAGCAGCGUGCCCAGGAGCAGCAGACACCCUGGACACAGGUGGGGAAGUGUUUUUGGACAUGGCAGGAGAUUUUGGCAGGUGAAGGACCCUGGGCGAAGGAGGAGGCCCAGGCAGGAGAGGAACACAGAAGGCUUCAGCCGAGGAGGAAGCACGAGAGACAGCCCCAAUAAAAAAUGUUGGGGGGGCUAAAAGGGUGGUCGGGGAUCGAUAGAGAAGAGCCCCGACCACUGCACUCGUGAGGGCUCAAGGAGGAGUCCUCACUGGAGGAGGACUGGGCGCGGAGAGUAAAGGACUGGUACAGUCGUAGACCUCCAGCGCCGGUUCCCAGUCCGGUACGGCCCGUGCCUGCUCCCCGCACCAAACCAGUGGUCCGUGUAUCCAGUCCGGUACGGCCCGUCCCUGCUCCUCGCACCAAACCAGUGGUGCGUGUCGCCAGCCCAGUACGCCCCGUACCUGCUACCCACACCAGGCCAGUGGUGCGUGUCUCCAGUCCGGCCCAGCCCGUGCCUGCACCUCACACCAAGCCAGUGGUGCGUGUUCCCAGUCUGGUAAGGCCCGUGCCUGCUCCUCGCACCAGACCAGUGGUGCGUGUCCCCAGUCCGGCCCGGCCUGCUCCACCGGUGCCUGAUCCCGCUCCGGUCGGUUGCUCCACUCCGGAGCCAGAGCAAUCCGCUCCACCGGUGCCUGAUCCAGUUCCGGUCGGUUGCUCCACUCCGGAUCCAGAGCAGUCCGCUCCACCGGGGUCCAGUGCAGCUCCGGUCAGCGGCUCCACUCCGGAGCCAGAGCAGUCCGCUCCACCGGUGCCGAGUCCAACUCCGGUCAGCGGAUCCAUUCCGGAGCCAGAGCAGUCCGCUCCACCGGUGCCUAGUCCAGCUCCGGUCAGUGGUUCCACUCCGGAGCCAGAGCAGUCCGCUCCACCUGUGCCUAGUCCAGCUCCGGUCAGCGGAUCCAUUCCGGAGCCAGAGCAGUCGCUCCACCGGUGCCCAGUCUAGCUCCGGUCAGCGGGUCCACUCUGGAGCCAGAGCAGUCCGCUCCACCGGGGGCCAGUUCAGCUCCGGUCAGCGGCUCCACUUCAGACCCAGAAGUCAGCCCCUCGCCAGGGUCGGGCCUCCCACACCAGGGUCCAGACAGGGCUUGGUGCAUCGUGGGAGGAAUGAGAGGGAAAGCAUCGCGCCGAGGUCCAGACCAGACCAGGGGCGCAACGGGGAGGCAGAGAGGGAGAGGUUGUCACGCCCGGAGCUGGAUCCGCCUCCAAGGCUGAAUGCCCACCCGGACCCUCCCCUAAUGAGUCAGGUUGAUGCGGCCGGAGUACGCACCUUUGGGGGGGGGGGGGGGGGGGUACUGUCACGCCCUGGCCUGGCGGUCGUCUUUAGUUGGUUUGGUCAGGGCGUGAGAAUCUAUGCUAGAAAUUCUAUGUUUAUGUUCUAGGUAUUGUAUUUCUAUGUUUGGCCGGGUGUGAUUCCCAAUCAGAGACAGCUGUCGCUCGUUGUCUCUGAUUGGGGAUCAUACUUAAGUAGCCUGUUUGCCUACCUUAGUUGUGGGAUAUUGUUCCGUGUUAGGCUUGUAUGUGUAUAGCCUGAUGACUUCACGUUACGUUGUUUCUUGUUUUGUUUAUGUUUAUUGAGUUUAAUAAACAUUUACGCUUUUCACGCUGCACCUUGGUCUGACCCGUCUCUCAAUGUUCGUGACAUUGAAUCUGUGUUUGAAAAUCACUACUCGACUGAGGGACCUUACAGAUAAUUGUUUGUGUGGGUUACAGAGAUGAGGUAGUCAUAAAAAAAUCCUGUUAACCACUAUUAUUGCACACAGAGUGAGUCCAUGCAAUUUAUUAUGUGAUUUGUUAAGCAAAUGUUUACUCCUAAACUUAUUUAGGUUUGCCAUAACAAAAGGGUUGAAUACUUCUUGACUGAAGACAUUUCAGCUUUUCAUUUUUUAUUAAUUUGUACUUUGACACUGACAUUAUGGGGUAUUAUGUGUAGAUCAGUGAUACAAAAUCUAAAUGUAAUCAAUUUUAUAUUCAAGCUGUCACACAACAAAAUGUGGAAAAAUUAAAGGGUGUGAAUACAUUUUGACGGCACUGUAAGUAGCUUUGGAUCAAAGUGUCCUCUAAAUGUCAUAUUUUAUACUUUUCUUUUGCCCUGUAUAGAAAUUCAAAGAGUACCUGAAUGGCAGCAACCUUAUAGUGAAACUACAGGCCAAGUAUGACCUACUGAAGCAGACUCUGGGAGAAGGUGAGAACACUUCUUCACAUGGUGACAAAGUUGUUGUGUCACUACUGGAGCACAAUGCCAUUCAUAUAGUCAUUACCUUCCCUUUAUCACUAGCAGCAGCUUACCAAUUGUAGUCUUCGUAUGGUUCAAACAUUGUUGUGAAAUUGUGUUGUUAAAUAGUGGGCAACUUAACUGCCAUAUCAACCACCAGUAAUAAACCAUAUUGUAUCUUUAGCCAUAUUUCUUUGAGAAACCUAUUUGAUUGUCCAGCAGCAGCCAACCAGCUGGCGACAGUAUUUCCAGGGAUUAGUUGUGGUUGGUCAGACAGACAGACAGACAGAGGGUUUGUGCUGGAAGCUGUUUUAUUAGACAUGACAUGGUCCCUGAAUUCAACCAUUCGAGGCACUGAUCAAAUAUUGUUAUCAGGGGAUAUAAUGUAAUCUUGUAUUCUUGUAUUCUUGUUUCUUCUGUAGUGUACAAGCCCCUAAUGCAACCCCCCUGUUACCAUAACUAGAUGACAUACGCUACAUGACCAAAAGCAUGUGGACAUCUGCUCGUCGAACAUCUCAUUCCAAAAUCAUGUGCAUUAAUAUGGAGUUGGUCCCCCCUUUACUGCUAUAAGAGCCUCCACUCUUCUGUGAAGGUUUUCCACUAGAUGUUGGAACAUUGCUCCAGGACUUGCUUCCAUUCAGCCACAAGAGCAUUGGUGAGGUCGGGCACUGAUGUUGGGCGAUUAGGCCUGGCUCGCAGUCGGCGUUCCAAUUCAUCCCAAAGGUGUUCGAUGGAGUUGAGGUCAGAGCUCUGUGCAGGCCAGUCAAGUUCUUCCACACCGAUCUCGAUAAACCAUUUCUGUAUGGACCUCGCUUUCUGCAUGCUGAAACAUGAAAGGGCCUUCCCCCAAACUGUUGCCACAAAGUUGGAAGCACAGAAUCGUCUAGAAUGUCAUUGUAUGCAGUAGCGUUACGAUUUCCCUUCACUGGAACUAAGGGGCCUAGCCCGAACCAUGAAAAACAACCCCAGAACAUUAUUCCUCCUCCACCAAACUUUAAAGUUGGCACUAUGCAUUGGGGCAGGUAGCAUUCUCCGGGCAUCCGCCAAACCCAGAUUCGUCCGAAGUAUGAUUCAUCACUCCAGAGAACGCAUUUCCACUGCUCCACAGUCCAAUGGCGGCGACCUUUACACCACUCCAGCCGACGCUUGGCAUUGCACAUGGUGAUCUUAGGCUUGUGUGUGGCUGCUGGGCCAUGGAAACCCAUUUCAUGAAGCUCCCGACUAACAGUUCUUGUGCUGACGUUGCUUCCAGAGGCAGUUUGGAACUCGGUAGUGAGUGUUGCAACCGAGGACAGACAAUGUUUACGUGCUGCACGCUUCAGCACUUGGUGGUCCCGUUCUGUGAGCUUGUGUGGCCCACCACUUCGUGGCUGAGCCGUUGUUGCUCCUAGAUGUUCCACUUCACAAUAACAGCACUUACAGUUGACCAGAGCAUCUCUAGCAGGGCAGACAUUUGACGAACAGACUUGUUGGAAAGGUGGCAUCCUAUGACGGUGCCACGUUGAAAGUCACUGAGCUCUUCAGUAAGGCCAUUCUACUGUCAAUUUUUGUCUAUGGAGAUUGCAUGGCUGUGUGUUCAAUUGUAUACACCUGUCAGCAACAGGUGUAGCUGAAAUAGCCAAAUCCACUAAUUUGAAGGGGUGUCCACAUACUUUUGUAUAUAUGGUGUAUCGUGUUACAGUAUAUUAUUACUGUAACAGUUACUACUAUAUUGCACAAACCCAAUGCAGCCAAAUGCAGCCUUCCUCACACUCAACCUUCCCUCCUCCUUCCCCUUUGUCCCUGGAUAAGCUAGCUUUCAUUGACAUUCCGCUCUGAGUUGGCAGGGUUCGCCCCCUCCGGCACUCUAUCUACGGUUUCUAGGGCGACCGCUGAAUGACCGCUGCCUGGCUGGCUGUAUGUGGUCAUGGCGCCCGCACCAUUGAGUCCGUCUGAAUAGGUGCCCGUGUUCUCAUAAUGCCCUUCAUCCGUCGCCCCCGCUUCUGUGUGCCCCAUCUGCCAGCUCUGUAGACAACCAGGUCUGGCUCAGAAUGCACUCAACCGUGCCAUUCAAGCAUUGUCUUUUCUCUCUCUCACAGACACGUGCACGCAAGCAUGCACACACACACAUACACACUAAUUUUCUCUCUCUCUAUUUCUCCCCCUCUCUCUCUCUCCAUUUCUUCCCUCCUUUCUUUUAGGGGAAAGGGCUGAAUAUGGAACGACACGGUAAGAAACGAGGGUGAAAAGAGGAGGAAGAAAAGCGUGUCAAAUCCUUCCUGUUUUCUGGGAAAUAGCAGAGAUGACGUCAUGUUAAAGUGAAUAGCAGUUUGGUCCUGAGCCUCUCUGGAAAGUCAGGGGUGGAAUUCCAAAUAGGGAAAGGGGAUGUGGUCUGUCUGUUGAUGAAUAAACAUAAUUCUGAGCAAACUGGAGUUUGCAAUGAAGCAGCUAUGGGGAGAUGAGCUGGCUGUAAGACCAUCUGUCACCCAUCAGUCACUACAGUGGCCAUAAGGAGCCUUGUUAAACACUACAGUAUAGUACAGGUAUCUGUUAAUCAGAACAGUACUGUAUAUUAACCACAGACAUUACGCUAGUCAGAAAUCAGCGAGUGGAGAAGAAUGAGUAGUAGUAGAGCCAUUAGGUUUUGAUAUCUCCUCUCAGCUCACAGGCCUGUUACAGUAUUUAUAUUGAAUUCUCUGUGUCAUUACUCAUGUGCUUUGAAUGUAAUCAUGUUUUUAUGAACUGAUUUAUUUGAUAAGUUGCACAUAGUCAUUAUAGUCAGGUUAUCCAGGGUUUAGCUGAAACAGCUGUGAUAAAAGUCAAAGCAUACUUCCUCUGCUCAGUGACUCCACUUGUGUGUUAAAAUAAUGUUAUGGUUUGUACUGUGAGAGGAGGGGAAGGAAUAGGACAUACACAGCUAUCUAGAGCCAUGCACUGUAUAUAGUGGCUCUGCAUAUAUCUAGAAAAACAUUAUCCCACUGACUAUACAGUAUGAAAUACAUGUUUCAGUCCUUGUUGUUUUUCAUCAUAGUUCAUGUGUAUCUGCACCCCCUACCCCAACCUCCUAUUCUACCAUCAGCCCCCCCACUCUUCCCCCUAAACCCAGGAGAAUGCGGAAGCCUAGACCUUGCUCUGUUUUUAAUCAUAAACUCUUUAACGGCAAUAUGGAGACCUUCAUCAAGGUACUGACUGGCCCCUAUGUGGUUUCUCUCUGUGUGUUAGUGUCUAUAUGUCAGCUAUCUCUACCAGCAGCUCUAGGGGUUCUACCUCUCUGUCCUGUCUAUGACUGCUCUCUCGUCUCACUCCAACUUCAGCUUAGCUCACUGACUUUCCCUUCCUUCAUGGCCCUGUGCUGGGCACAAUGACUUUAUAAAUAAAUAGACUAAAUGACUGAGAUUCCUCUCCAUUCACUCCUAUAGGGAAUUCUCAGACUUGGCAGUCCAUUGGCUUGACAGCUGGGAAAGGUAGUGUUUGUCUCUCUGGUCUGGAUUGAAGAGUCAAUUCUACAAAACUAAGUUUCAAGUUUGUUUAAGUACCAAACGUAGACAGACUCUGGUCGUGUGGGGUUUGCUUAUGACAUUCCUGCCCAUGUUAUAGCACUUGAACCCUGAACUCUAGACGUUAAACACAUUUUGGCGACGGGCCAGUUGGCACAGCACUAAACAUGUCAGGCUAUGAAAAUAAACACACAGGGCCAUAUCCUCUGCGUAAGUCAGGAUCCAACACUGGUACACUGACAGAAAGAGUGUGUACACAGCAGUGGAGUCCACUGGGGCUGUUAGUGUCAGACUGUCAUGGUCCUAGUGUCUCCAAGUGACGUCUCCUCAGAGAUAAUAAAAUUGCCCCAGUCAACCAUGGUGUAAAAACUGAGCCUCUCCUGCCAGUCGUCCACAGUCCCAGGCCCAUCGUCCUAGCCUUCACCAGAACCCCCAACCCACCCCCUCCACCAGCCCCAUCCUACCCAAGCUUGGGUCUCCCCCGUCCCAUACUCUGGCUCUUCUCGCAGGCUUGACCUCUGACCCCCUCCCUCUAGAGGUCCUGUGCUUCUCUAACCUUGUUGUGGUUCUUCUUGCCUCUCUGUUCUGUUCAUCCUGCUGCUGCCACUGCUUUCUGCCUGCCCCAGGGGAAGACGGAAUACCCGCGCCCGCAGCCAGGUAUUCUGGUUAUUCUGUCAUAGAGGGGGUGAAGAGUAGCCUGGUCCCAGAUGUGUUUGUGCUCUCUGCCAAUGACCAUAGGAGUUGGUAAGACAGCACCAACAGAUCUAAGAAUCACGCUAGGGGUGAAUAUGUGUACACUAACUAAACAACAUCUCUCUGCCUGCCUGGUCCCUCUGUCCUUUAUCAUGUGAUAACCAAUUAAUAAUGUAUAUAUGAAUAUACACUGACUGUACAGAACAUUAGGAACACCUUAAUAUUGAGUUGCACUCCCCCCUUUUGUCCUGAGAACAGCCUCAAUUCGUUGGGGCAUGGACUCUUCAAGGUGUCAAAAGCAUUCCACAGGGAUGCUGGCCCAAUGCUUCCCACAGUUGUGUCAAGUUGGCUGGAUGUCCUUUGGGUGGUAGACCAUUCUUGAUACACAUGGGAAACUGUUCAGUGUGAAAACCCCAGCAGCUUUGCAGUUCUUGACACACUCAUACCGGUGCGCCUAGCACCUACUACCAUACCCCGUUCAAAGGCUGUUACGAACCCCGUGGCUUUAAAAGUCUAGGGUGGAUGGAAAAGAGGCCUGUAACAUAACUCAUGCAAAUUAGGCUAUUGCCAAGGAACAGUGAGAACAAAUACGCCAACAAACAAAUGCUACCGUCAAACACAAAAUGUUUAUUAUAAAACACACGGUAAAUGGUUUGGGGAAGAGGGGCUGAGCUGGACCCAAGGAAUGAAACAAUAAAGUCAAAAAACCCUAAACUGAUCUUGCCUGCCUCAAGAACUACUAAGCUUACUGCUAACCAUACAAAAAUACAGUAGGUGGUCCACUCAGGUCUAACUAGUGUGUUUAGACAAGGUUUUACUACGGGUAGUGUAUGCCCAAGGGCAACUUGCUAAAUCCCCCUUUUCCCAGGCACAAACAAACAAUAUAGGUACCAUACGGACUAAACAGUUAACGAGUGAGUACACAAAAACAAGACACCACCGUAUACAUUUACGUCAUUUAGCAGACGCUCUUAUACAGAGCGACUUACAAAUAAGUGCAUUCACCUUAUAGCCAGUGGGAUAACCACUUUACAAUUUAUUUUUUAUUAUUAUUUUUUUGGGGGGGGGGGGGGGGGGGGUAGAAGGAUUACUUUAUCCUAUCCCAGGUAUUCCUUAAAGAGGUGGGGUUUCAAAUGUCUCCGGAAGGUGGUGAGUGACUCCGCUGUCCUGGCGUCGUGAGGGAGCUUGUUCCACCAUUGGGGUGCCAGAGCAGCGAACAGUUUUGACUGGGCUGAGCGGGAACUAUGCUUCCGCAGAGGUAGGGGAGCCAGCAGGCCAGAGGUGGAUGAACGCAAUGCCCUCGUUUGGGUGUAGGGACUGAUCAGAGCCUGAAGGUACGGAGGUGCCGUUCCCCUCACAGCUCCGUAGGCAAGCACCAUGGUCUUGUAGCAGAUGCGAGCUUCAACUGGAAGCCAGUGGAGUGUGCGGAGGAGCGGGGUGACGUGAGAGAACUUGGGAAGGUUGAACACCAGACGGGCUGCGGCAUUCUGGAUGAGUUGUAGGGGUUUAAUGGCACAGGCAGGGAGCCCAGCCAACAGCGAGUUGCAGUAAUCCAGACGGGAGAUGACAAGUGCCUGGAUUAGGACCUGUGCCGCUUCCUGUGUAAGGCAGGGUCGUACUCUCCGAAUGUUGUAGAGCAUGAACCUACAGGAUCGGGUCACCGCCUUGAUGUUAGCGGAGAACAACAGGGUGUUGUCCAGGGUCACGCCAAGGCUCUUCGCACUCUGGGAGGAGGACACAACGGAGUUGUCAACCGUGAUGGCGAGAUCAUGGAACAGGCAGUCCUUCCCCGGGAGGAAGAGCAGCUCCGUCUUGCCAAGGUUCAGCUUGAGGUGGUGAUCCAUCAUCCAUACUGAUAUGUCUGCCAGACAUGCAGAGAUGCGAUUCGCCACCUGGUUAUCAGAAGGGGGAAAGGAGAAGAUUAGUUGUGUGUCGUCAGCGUAGCAAUGAUAGGAGAGGCCAUGUGAGGAUAUGACAGAGCCAAGUGACUUGGUGUAUAGCGAGAAUAGGAGAGGGCCUAGAACUGAGCCCUAGGGGGACACCAGUGGUGAGAGCACGUGGUGCGGAGACAGCUUCUCGCCACGCCACUUGGUAGGAGCGACCGGUCAGGUAGGACGCAAUCCAAGAGUGAGCCGCGCCGGAGAUGCCCAGCUCGGAGAGGGUGGAGAGGAGGAUCUGAUGGUUCACAGUCAGUAUCAAAGGCAGCAGACAGGUCUAGAAGGACAAGAGCAGAGGAGAGAGAGUUAGCUUUAGCAGUGCGGAGAGCCUCUGUGACACAGAGAAGAGCAGUCUCAGUUGAAUGACCAGUCUUGAAACCUGACUGGUUUGGAUCAAGAAGGUCAUUCUGAGAGAGAUAGCAAGAGAGUUGGCUAAAGACGGCACGCUCAAUAGUUUUGGAGAGAAAAGAGAAGGGAUACUGGUCUGUAGUUGUUGACAUCAGAGGGAUCGAGUGUUGGUUUUUUGAGAAGGGGUGCAACUCUCGCUCUCUUGAAGACGGAAGGGACAUAGCCAGCGGUCAAGGAUGAGUAGAUCAGUGAGAAGAUCACAGGAGAUGGUCUGGAGAAGAGAGGGAAUAGGGUCAAGUGGGCAGGUUGUUGGGCGGCCUGCCGUCACAAGUUUUUAUCUGGAGAGAGAGGGGAGAAAGAAGUCAAAGCAUAGGGUAGGGCAGUGUGAGCAGGACCAGCAGUGUCAUUUGACUUAACAAACGAGGAUCGGAUGUUGUCAACCUUCUUUUCAAAAUGGUUGACGAAGUCAUCCACAGAGAGGGAGGAUGGGGGGGGGGGGGGGGGGGGGGAUUCAGCAGGGAGGAGAAUGUGGCAAAGAGCUUCCUAGGGUUAGAGGCAGAUGCUUGGAAUUUAGAGUGGUAGAAAGUGGCCUUAGCAGCAGAAACAGAUGAAGAAAAUGUAGAGAGGAGGGAGUGAAAAGAUGCCAGGUCCGCAGGGAGUCUAGUUUUCAUCCAUUUCCGCUCAGCUGCCCGGAGCUCUGUUCUGUGAGCUCGCAAUGAGUCAUCAAGCCACGGAGCUGGAGGGGUGGACCGAGCCGGCCGGGAGGAUAGGGGACAUAGAGUCAAAGGAUGCAGAAAGGGAGGAGAGGAGGGUUGAGGAGGCAGAAUCAGGAGAUUGGAGGGAGAAGGAUUGAGCAGAGGGAAGAGAUGAUAGGAUGGAAGAGGAGAGAGUAGCGGGAGAGAGAGCGAAGGUUGCGACGGCGCAUUACCAUCUGUGUAGGGGCAGAGUGAUUAGUGUUGGAGGAGAGGGAGAGAGAAAAGGAUACAAAGUAGUGGUCGGACACUUGGAGGGGAGUUGCAGUGAGAUUAGUAGAACAGCAUCUAGUAAAGAUUAGGUCAAGCGUAUUGCCUGCCUUGUGAGUAGGGGGAGAGGGUGAGGUCAAAAGAGGAGAGGAGUGGAAAGAAGGAGGCAGAGAGAAAUGAGUCAAAUGUAGACGUAGGGAGGUUGAAAUCCCCCAGAACUGUGAGGGGUGAGCCAUCCUCAGGAAAGGAACUUAUCAUGGCGUCAAGCUCAUUGAUGAACUCUCCAAGGGAACCUGGAGGGCGAUAGAUGACAAGGAUAUUAAGCUUAAAUGGGCUAGUGACAGCAUGGAAUUCAAAUGAGGAGAUAGACAGAUGGGUCAGGGGAAAAAUUGAGAAUGUCCACUUGGGAGAGAUGAGGAUUCCUGUGCCACCACCCCGCUGACCAGAUGCUCUCGGGGUAUGCGAGAACACAUGGUCAGACGAGGAGAGAGCAGCAGGAGUAGCAGUGUUUUCAGUGGUAAUCCAUGUUUCCGUCAGCGCCAAGAAGUCGAGGGACUGGAGGGUAGCAUAGGCUGAGAUGAACUCUGCCUUGUUGGCAGCAGAACAGCAGUUCCAGAGGCUGCCUGUGACCUGGAACUCCACGUGGGAGGUGCGUGCAGGGACCACCAGGUUAGAGAGGCAGCAGCCAUGCGGUGUGAGGCAUUUGUGUAGCCUGUGCGGAGAGGAGAGAACAGGGAUAGGCAGAGGCAUAGUUGACAGGAUGCAGCAGAUGGCUACAAUAAUGCAGAGGAGAUCGGAAUGAAAUGAACUAAACAUCUGGGAAAGGAGAGAGCGGGGCCUCCCUCACCACAACCCCCAAAUAUAACUCUCCCAACUUCCACCUCAGAAACUAUAAUUGUUGUAAACUACAGCGGUUCAAUGUUUUCUAGGAAUAGACUAACUUAGUUUAUUCAGCUAGCUAACUAGGUGCAGUAUUAUUCCGUGAAAAUCGUCCGGGCACCUCGUCAUAAGACGCCACAGCCAGCUAGCAUGCCGGCCACAACAAACCACCAGUGUAUCAACACGCAAGCAGAUCGUUCGUGUCCGUAUCUAACGUUGUGGGUUAGUCCCGACAGCUUGAGCGAGUCCGUCGUCAACUUAUUCAGCCAGUUCGUUAGCUAGAAUAGUUAGCAAACUAGCUAGCCAUUGCUUUCAGACAAAGAAGAACCCCUCCUUUCACGGCACGAACACACAGAGAGAGCCAAACUAACGUUAACUAGUCACCCAUGUCCCGAGUUCCUUGAACGACUCGGGCUAUCAAUAUGUAAAAAAAAAAAAACACAAAUGUAGGUUAUGACUUACCCCUAGCAGCAAACUGUUAGCUAGCCAAGUGCAAAGCUAGCCACUGAAUUGACUCAGCCAGUUCGCGUCUGUUCGCUCGGUCGUUCCAGCUAUUGUUUACUAGUAGCUAUCCAGGUAGCAACAAGCUAGCUACAUUUCAAUUACAGUAGCCACUUGCUACCUAACGUUAACGGUUCAGACAAUGAGGUUAGAAAACAGCUGAAUGGUAGGCAAUUAUUGUAGGCAGCCAGCUGGCGUAAUUACAGGCACUCUCAGGCGUGAAACAACUAUACCGUUGCUAAUAGCUACUCGCCAGCUAGUCCAGGUGGUGGGUUAGCUAGCUAGCUUCGUGCUACACCCGGCACAGCCGAAUACAAUACUAACCUACAAUAAUUACAUACAACAACCCACGAUAACUACCUACAAUACCUAACUACAAUCUAAAUACAUAGUUUAAGCCUUACUCGACAAAGCCCAAGCUAUGUAUAAAGCCAAGCUUACCCGACGACCAUUGUACAGGACAGAAUGGUAUCCACAAGUUCAUCUGACUCUGGGGAAGUAGAUAAAGGGCUUCAUUUCCAAAAUAUCAAAGUUUCCCUUUAAGCAACUUCACAUGUCAACAAACAUUGAGCACCCCAAUAGUAUCCAAUAGCAUCACUUCAUGACUACACUGGUAAUGUAAGGUCAGUGGUAAGGUAUACAUACUCACAAACAAAAAGAGUCUCUGUCAGCAAACACAACUGACUAGCUUUUAACACAAGGGGAUGUGUGAUAUGACUGGGUAAGAAAACAGAAACAGGUGGUGCAAUCAGGAGAAAUGUCCACUGAUUGGUCCACUUCAGCAAUCAGCAGAUUAACUGAUGACUGACAGGUGGGACACACCAACGACCUCCAAAAGGAACACAAAGGACACCUGUGAUUAGGGCAGAAGGAGAGGAAAAGCACAAAAACACAUACAGGAUACCUGUAUCCGUAACAAAGGCACUUAUAUAUUUUGUCUUGCCCAUUCAGCCUCUGAAUGGCACACAUACACAAUCCAUGUCUCGAUUGUCUCAAGGCUUAAAAAUCCUUCUUUAACCUGUCUCCUCCCCUUCAUCUACACUGAUUGAAGUGAAUUUAACAAGUGACAUCAAUAAGGCAUCAUAGCGUUCACCUGGAUUAAUCUGGUCAGUCUAUGUCAUGGAAAGAGCAGGUGUUCCUAAUGUUUUGUACACUCAGUGUACAGCAUGUUAAUGACUAUGGUGGUAACCUUGUGAGAAGAACACCACAAUCUCUGAUGCCCUCUGCGGACCAUAUGUGCAUGCUCAGUCAGAGAGUUGAAAGUCUUUCAGUUAAUAUUUAGCGUAUGAAUUUAUCUUUGGUCAUUAUUCAUGCAAUUAGUUUGUUAAUCGACUCAUUUUACACAGAAUUAAAGAGAGCACAUAGUCUUAUUGUAUCUUUAUGAUAGUUGAUGUACUUACAGUUGCCAUGAUUAUACGUUAUUCAUUCUGUGUGCAUAGACAGAUCAUUAAUUUAUUAAUGUGCUGUGUUCACACUCAUCACCUUAGAGUCACCUUACGCCUCUCUCCCUCUCAAUCCCUCUCUCUCUCUCCCUCUCUCUCCCUCCCUCCCUCCCUCUCUCGCUGCCUCUCUCUCUCUCUCAGGACUCAGGGCAGGCUAUACCAGUGGUGGUUGAGAGCUGUGUCCGCUACAUCAAUCUAUACGGUAAGAGGAACACAGGAAUGAAUUGAUAGAUACUGUAUGUAGUCCAUAUAGUUGAAUAUACUACUGUAUAGCGUCCAUUUUGGAUCUCUGUGAUGUAGUUUCUGAUCUUGGAAUAUUGAAUAUUGAAACUACCAUGUAGUGAACAGACAGAGAUUAUUUUACUGCUGUUUGGGCUGUUUGGGCUGUGGAUAUACUACACUCAAGUUUCAGUUUAGUGUGUGUUUGUCUGUGUAUGUGUGUGUCCGUGUCUGUUUGUCUCUGUAUGCGUGCCUGCCUGCGUGUGUGUUACCGGAUAUGUUUCCAUCUUAAUGCUGACUUGGGGUUCUCUGCUCCAACAGGCCUUCAGCAGCAAGGCAUAUUCAGGAUUCCCGGCUCCCAGGUCGAAGUCAACGAUAUAAAAAAUUCAUUUGAGAGAGGUCGGUCCCAGCGAGGCCCCAGCGCGGCUGCCCAUAUCCUGCCUGAUCGUUUUUUAAAUUGUAUUUAGUCUGCCUCAGAAUGCCACAGACCUUCCCUCUAGGACUGUAAAGUGCAGAUAGAUACAUAGAGAGCACAUGGAUCAUGUAUGACAUUGUAAUGGCCAAGCUAUUUGAGAUGUACAGCAGCAGUACCUACCACAUUCUUAACAGGAAUGCUAUAGUUGGAUGAAAAUACUGUAGUGACUAACGUACAAAUAUAUAUUUGUUAUUUUUGUCAGCUAACUAAUGUGUUUAUAGAGAAAGCUUAGGCAAAUGUUUUCCUACAGACUAGUUAAUGAGGUGUUAUAUUGUAUUAAAUGACGGCUGACUGUGUUCUUACAAGCUUACACAGUUUACAAAGCAGAUGUACAUUCACAGAUUUACAGAUGUACUUUUUCAGCAUGACUUCACAGUUGAAUAUCCAGCAAGCUUAAAGCAGUGUGACUGGAUGAUUGACCGCUUGUGUGACUCUGUGCCGUAUCAUGUGAUGCCCCUAGGUGAGGACCCAUUGGUGGACGACCAGAGUGACCAUGACAUCAUGGCGGUGGCAGGGGUUCUGAAGCUGUACUUCAGGGGGCUAGAGAACCCACUGUUCCCCAAGGAACACUUCCUCGACCUCAUGUCUACCAUCAGUAAGUACUACUGUACUACUAAUGUACUAUGACCUAAUAGCCACCAUCAGUAAGGACUGGACUACUGUACUCCACUGGGGAGGAUGCAGGAUUUAGAUCAGGGGUGGGCAAACUUUUUGGCUCAAGGGCCACAUUGGGAUUUUAAAAUUAAAUGGAUGGCCGUCCAGAUUUGUUUGGGACCGAUUCGUAUGUCAUAAUCUAUUUGCUGGCCAGAAAAAGGGCAGUUAUUUGAAAAUAUAUAGGUGCAUUAUAAUUUCUACAUACUUUCUAUCUAGUUUUUAGACGUUCAAGAGUGGCCUGGAGUGUUUUUUAACCCCCAACAAAAUGUUUUUAACUUAAACCUCCCGCGGGCCGUAGUUUGCCCACCCCUGGUUGAGAUUAGUAAUUUAUUUAAUAAUUGAUUGGAUUUAUAUAGUAAAUAUGUUUACUAUAGUAAAGUAGAUAUACAUUUCAUAUUGUAUACAUCGAAAUGAUUGUAUCCCUCUCUCCCCCUUUCUCUCUCUCUCUCUCAGAACUAGACUCUGGUGCAGAGAGAGCUCAUCACCUUCAGCAGAUCGUUGUAACUCUUUCUCACCCCGUCAUCAUCGUCAUGAGAUAUCUGUUUGCAUUCCUCAACCAGUAAGUCUAUAUAUCAAUCAGUAAGUCUAUAUAUCAAUCAGUAAGUAUAUAUCAUUCAGUAAGUCUAUACAUCAAUCAGUAAGUCUAUACAUCAAUCGGUAAGUCUAUACAUCAAUCAGCAAGUCUAUAUACAGUGAGGGAAAAAAGUAUUUGAUCCCCUGCUGAUUUUGUACGUUUGCCCACUGACAAAGACAUGAUCAGUCUAUAAUUUGAAUGAUAGGUUUAUUUGAACAGUGAGAGACAGAAUAACAACAACAAAAUCCAGAAAAACGCAUGUCAAAAAUGUUAUGAAUUGAUUUGCAUUUUAAUGAGGGAAAUAAGUAUUUGACCCCUCUGCAAAACAUGACUUAGUACUUGGUGGCAAAACCCUUGUUGGCAAUCACAGAGGUCAGACGUUUCUUGUAGUUGGCCACCAGGUUUGCACACAUCUCAGGAGGGAUUUUGUCCCACUCCUCUUUGCAGAUCUUCUCCAAGUCAUUAAGGUUUCGAGGCUGACGUUUGGCAACUUGAACCUUCAGCUCCCUCCACAGAUUUUCUAUAGGAUUAAGGUCUGGAGACUGGCUUGAGCCACUCCUUUGUUGCCUUGGCCGUGUGUUUUGGGUCAUUGUCAUGCUGGAAUACCCAUCCACGACCCAUUUUCAAUGCCCUGGCUGAGGGAAGGAGGUUCUCACCUGUCACGCCCUGGCUCUGGGGAGUCUUAAAUGUUGAGCCAGGGUGUGUAGUUUCUAUGUUGUAUUUUCUAUGUUGUGUUUUCUAGAUCGUGUGGAUCUAUGUUGGCCAGGGUGGUUCCCAAUCAGAGGCAGCUGUAUCUCGUUGUCUCUGAUUGGGGACCAUACUUAGGCAGCCUGUUUGGCACUAGUCGGUGUGGGAUCUUGUUCCGUUAAGGUUUGUUUUGUGUAACCUAGGACUUCACGUUUUGUUCGUUUGUUUGUUGUUUUGUCGGGUGUUAAGUACUUUAAAAAAUGUACGCUUAUCACGCUGCGCCUUGGUUCCACGACCAGUCUUUAAACGAUCGUGACAGAAGAUCCCACCAAAAGAGGACCAAGCAGCGUGUCCAGGAACAGACAGCCUGGACCUGGGAGGAGAUCCUGGACGGGAAGGGAUCCUGGACUUGGGAGGAGAUUCAGGCCGGAAUGGAUCGCCGUCCUUGGGAGGAGACUGUGGAGGCGCGCUAUAGAGAGGAGCAGCGGCAACGCAGAGGGUACCGGCCGAGGAGGAAGCCCGAGAGACAGCCCCAAGAAAAUGUUGGGGGGGGGGGGCUAAAAGUGUGGUUGGCGGAGACUAGGGUUAGAGCAGAGCCAACUCCCCGUACUCAGGCUAGGAAGCGUGUGACUGGGCAGGCUCCUUGUUAUGCGGAGCCACGUACUGUGCCGCGAGUGUUCCGGCACAGUCCUGUACGUCCUGUGCUAGCACCACGCACGUGUCGUGCAAAGAUGGGCAUUCAGCCAGGACGGGGUGUGCCGGCUCAACGCUCGUGGUCUCCAGUACGCCUCCUCGGUCCCGUAUAUCCUGCGCCAGUGCCACGUGCUGUAGCGCCAGUACGAGUGCACAGCCCCGUACGUCCUGUGCUGAUGCCUCACACGUAUUGUGUGGAAGUAGGCAUUCAGCCAGGACGGGUUUUGUCAGCUCUUUGCUCCAGACCUCCAGUCCGCCUCCACAGUCCGGCCCGGCCCGUUCCGGCUCCCCGCACCAAGCCAGUGUUGCGUGUUCCCAGUCCAGCCCGGCCUGUUCCUGCUCCCUGCACCAAGCCAGUGGUGCAUGUUCCCAGUCCAGCCCGGCCUGUUCCUGUCCCUCGCACCAAGCCUGUGGUGCGCGUCGUCAGCCCGGUCCGGCCCGUUCCUGCUCCCCGCACCAAGCCAGUGGUGCGCGUCGUCAGCCCGGUCCGACCCGUUCCUGCUCCCCGCACCAAGCCAGUGGUGCGCGUCGUCAGCCCGGUGCGGCCCGUUCCUGCUCCCCGCACCAAGCCAGUGGUGCGCGUCGUCAGCCCGGUCCGGCCCGCUCCUGCUCCCCGCACCAAGCCAGUGGUGCGCGUCGUCAGCCCGGUCCGGCCCGCUCCUGCUCCCCGCACCAAGCCAGUGGUGCGUGUGUCCAGUCCGGCACGGCCCGUGCCUGUUCCACCGGUGCCUGGUCCGGCACCGGUCAGCUGCUCCACUCCGGAGCCAGAGCAAUCCGCUCCACCGGGGUCCGGUCCAACUCCUGUCAGCGGAUCCACUCCGGAGCCAGAGCAAUCCGCUCCACCGGUGCCCAGUCCAGCUCCGGCCAGCGGCUCCAGUCCGGAGCCUGUACAGAUCGAUCCACCGUCGUCGGGUCGAGCUCCAGUCAGCGGUGCCAGACCAGACCAGGGGCGCAACGGGGAGGUGGAGAGAAAGUGGUGGUCACGCCCGGAGCCGGAUCCAGCUCCGAGGCGGAAUGCCCACCCGGCCCCUACUCUGUUGUGUUUGUGUGGCGCGGUCGCAGUCCGCGCCUUUGGGGGGGGGGGGGGGGUACUGUCACGCCCUGGCUCUGGGGACUCUUAAAUGUUGAGCCAGGGUGUGUAGUUUCUAUGUUGUAUUUUCUAUGUUGUGUUUUCUAGAUCGUGUGGAUCUAUGUUGGCCAGGUUGGUUCCCAAUCAGAGGCAGCUGUAUCUCGUUGUCUCUGAUUGGGGACCAUACUUAGGCAGCCUGUUUGGCACUAGUCGGUGUGGGAUCUUGUUCCGUUAAGGUUUGUUUUGUGUAACCUAGGACUUCACGUUUCGUUUGUUUGUUGUUUUGUCGGGUGUUAAGUACUUUAAAAAAUGUACGCUUAUCACGCUGCGCCUUGGUUCCACGACCAGUCUUUAAACGAUCGUGACAUCACCCAAGAUUUGACGGUCAUUGGCCCCGUCCGUCGUCCCUUUGAUGCGGUGAAGUUGUCCUGUCCCCUUAGCAGAAAAACACCCCCAAAUCAUAAUGUUUCCACCUCCAUGUUUGACGGUGGGGAUGGUGUUCUUGAGGUCAUAGGCAGCAUUCCUCCUCCUCCAAACACGGCGAGUUGAGUUGAUGCCAAAGAGCUCGAUUUUGGUCUCAUCUGACCACAACACUUUCACCCAGUUCUCCUCUGAAUCAUUCAGAUGUUCAUUGGCAAACUUCAGACGGGCCUGUAUAUGUGGUUUCUUGAGCAGGGGGACCUUGCGGGCGCUGCAGGAUUUCAGUCCUUCACGGCGUAGUGUGUUACCAAUUGUUUUCUUAGUGACUAUGGUCCCACCUGCCUUGAGAUCAUUGACAAGAUCCUCCCGUGUAGUUCUGGGCUGAUUCCUCACUGUUCUCAUGAUCAUUGCAACUCCACGCGGUGAGAUCUUGCAUGGAGCCCCAGGCCGAGGGAGAUUGACAGUUCUUUUGUGUUUCUUCCAUUUGCGAAUAAUCGCACCAACUGUUGUCACCUUCUCACCAAGCUGCUUGGCGAUGGUCUUGUAGCCCAUUCCAGCCUUGUGUAGGUCUACAAUCUUGUCCCUGACAUCCUUGGAGAGCUCUUUGGUCUUGGCCAUGGUGGAGAGUUUGGAAUCUGAUUGAUUGAUUGCUUCUGUGGACAGGUGUCUUUUAUACAGGUAACAAGCUGAGAUUAGGAGCACUCCCUUUAAGAGUGUGCUCCUAAUCUCAGCUCGUUACCUGUAUAAAAGACACCUGGGAGCCAGAAAUCUUUCUGAUUGAGAGGGGGUCAAAUAUUUAUUUCCCUCCAUUUAAAAUGCAAAUCAAUUUAUAACAUUUUUUACAUACGUUUUUCUGGAUUUUUUUGUUGUUAUUCUGUCUCACUGUUCAAAUAAAAUUAAAAUUAUAGACUGAUCAUUUCUUUGUCAGUGGGCAAACGUACAAAAUCAGCAGGGGAUCAAAUACUUUUUCCCCUCACUGUAUCAAUCAGUAAGUCUAUAUCAAUCAGUAAGUAUAUACAUCAAUCCGUAAGUCUAUACAUCAAUCCGUAAGUCUAUACAUCAAUCAGUAAGUCUAUACAUCAAUCAGUAAGUAUAUACAUCAAUCAGUAAGUCUAUACAUCAAUCAGUAAGUAUAUACAGUGGGGAGAACAAGUAUUUGAUACACUGCCGAUUUUGCAGGUUUUCCUACUUACAAAGCAUGUAGAUGUCUGUCAUUUUUAUCAUAGGUAUACUUCAACUGUGAGAGACGGAAUCUAAAACAAAAAUCCAGAAAAUCACAUUGUAUGGUUUUUAAGUAAUUCAUUUGCAUUUUAUUGCAUGACAUAAGUAUUUGAUCACCUACCAACCAGUAAGAAUUCCGGCUCUCAUAGACCUGUUAGUUUUUCUUUAAGAAGCCCUCCUGUUCUCCACUCAUUACCUGUAUUAACUGCACCUGUUUGAACUCGUUACCUGUAUAAAAGACACCUGUCCACACACUCAAUCAAACAGACUCCAACCUCUCCACAAUGGCCAAGACCAGAGCGCUGUGUAAGGAUAUCAGGGUUAAAAUUGUAGACCUGCACAAGGCUGGGAUGGGCUACAGGACAAUAGGCAAGCAGCUUGGUGAGAAGGCAACAACUGUUGGCGCAAUUAUUAGAAAAUGGAAGAAGUUCAAGAUGACGGUCAAUCACCCUCGGUCUGGGGCUCCAUGCAAGAUCUCACCUCGUGGGGCAUCAAUGAUCAUGAGGAAGGUGAGGGAUCAGCCCAGAACUACACGGCAGGACCUGGUCAAUGACCUGAAGAGAGCUGGGACCACAGUCUCAAAGAAAACCAUUAGUAACACACUACGCCGUCAUGGAUUAAAAUCCUGCAGCGCACGCAAGGUCCACCUGCUCAAGCCAGCGCAUGUCCAGGCCCGUCUGAACUUUGCCAAUGACCAUCUGGAUGAUCCAGAGGAGGAAUGGGAGAAGGUCAUGUGGUCUGAUGAGACAGAAAUAUAGCUUUUUGGUCUAAACUCCACUCGCCGUGUUUGGAGGAAGAAGAAGGAUGAGUACAACCCCAAGAACACCAUCCCAACCGUGAAGCAUGGAGGUGGAAAAAUAAUUAUUUGGGGAUGCUUUUCUGCAAAGGGGACAGGACGACUGCACCAUAUUGAGGGGAGGAUGGAAGGGGCCAUGUAUCGCAAGAUCUUGGCCAACAACCUCCUUCCCUCAGUAAGAGCAUUGAAGAUGGGUCAUGGCUGGGUCUUCCAGCAUGACAACGACCCGAAACACACAGCCAGGGCAACUAAGGAGUGGCUCCGUAAGAAGCAUCCCAAGGUCCUGGAGUGGCCUAGCCAGUCUCCAGACCUGAACCCAAUAGAAAAUCUUUGGAGGGAGCUGAAAGUCCGUAUUGCCCAGCGACAGCCCCGAAACCUGAAGGAUCUGGAGAAGGUCUGUAUGGAGGAGUGGGCCAAAAUCCCUGCUGCAGUGUGUGCAAACCUGGUCAAGACCUACAUGAAACGUAUGAUCUCUGUAAUUGCAAACAAAGGUUUCUGUACCAAAUAUUAAGUUCUGCUUUUCUGAUGUAUCAAAUACUUAUGUCAUGCAAUAAAAAGCAAAUUAAUUACUUAAAAAUCAUACAAUGUGAUUUUCUGGAUUUUUGUUUUAGAUUCCAUCUCUCACAGUUGAAGUGUACCUAUGAUAAUAAUUACAGACCUCUACAUGCUUUGUAAGUAGGAAAACCUGCAAAAUCGGCAGUGUAUCAAAUACUUGUUCUCCCCACUGUAUAUCAUUCAGUAAGUCUAUUCAUCAAUCAGUUAAUCUAUACAUCAAUCAGUAAAUCUAUACAUCAAUCAGUAAGUCUAAAUAUCAAUCAGUAAGUCUAUACAUCAAUCAGUAAGUCUAUACAUCAGUCAGUAAGUCUAUACAUCAAUCAGUAAGUAUAUACAUCAAUCAGUAAGUCUAUACAUCAAUCAGUAAGUCUAUAUAUCAUUCAGUAAGUCUAUACAUCAAUCAGUAAGUAUAUUCAUGUCUAUACAUCAAUCAGUAAGUCUAAAUAAAAAUCAGUAAGUCUAUACACCAAUCAGUAAGUCUAUAUAUCAAUCAGUAAGUCUAAACAUCAAUCCGUAAGUCGUAAUAACACCAUGUUAUGUGUUUAUGGAGAAACCCAAUAAUAAAGAUAGUGUUCAGAGGUGGCUUAUCCAGGGAGGAAGAGGUGGGUAGUCCUCCUCAUUAAAUGAGGAAAAAUGAAGACAAAAGAUAUUAAACAUUUUCAGUCGUUGGGUCUACAUUGUAAAAUGUAUGUGUUUAUGAACAAACCUAAUAAGUGUAUACAUACUGUAUUAUGGAAACUUGUUUGAGUUAUAUAUUUUUUUAUCGCUUUGGUACUAUUUUCACAAGUAUGUUGUAACAUUUCACAUCUCAUAGUACAAAACUCAAAACAGAUCAUCAAGAAGGCAGUUUUUUCUAAACUUUAAGCACAUUUUCAAUUGACUAAGUACAACACACAAAAUCACACAGUAACUUUUUCACCAAACCUAAUCGGUGUUUCAUCUAGAAAUAUCUUUCAUAUAAAGUCAUUGCCUUUCACAAUGCAAUGCUCACAUUACAUUUCAUAUGAUUCUCUGAUAUGAUAUGAUAUAUGAUAACCACACAUAAUGACUCCUCGUAAUUGCUAAUUUCACAUAGUGAUAACCACACCAUAUAAAAGGGUGUGUGUGAACACUUGCAAUUUCUUUCAACAUGGAGCAGGAUAGCAAGGGAGAGGAAGAAAUCAAAGAGCUCAUAGACAAGGGGCCCGUCAGAGAGGUGGGCAUGGGCCCCAUCAAAGAGGUCAAAGAGGUGGGCAUGGGCCCCAUCAAAGAGGUCAAAGAGGUGGACAUCAGAGAGAGGGAGGCAGACGGCAGGGAACUGUUGUGUCUAAUGAGGUCCGGGCCAUCGUCGUUGACCAUGUGGUAAACAGAAGCCUUACCAUGGCACCUCAUCGGCCAAUGGAUGACCGUCCAAGUGCCUGGACAACUUGGGGGAAACAUCUCCAUGUGUGCAGCUAUCUCUGAAGAUGGUGUGGUAGGAUGUAAGAUUACUUGGAUCCUACAACGCUGCACACCUCAUUGUGUUCCUCAAUGAAAUUGAGCAGGCCUGUCAAGGUGAAGGGGUCACCUAUGUCAUUGCAUGGAACAAUGUCAGGUUCCACCAUGCAGAGGUGGCAUGGUUUCGGGCCCAUCUCCGAUUCGUGACCUUAUACCUGCCCCCAUACUCUCAUUUCCUCAACCGUAUUGAGGAAUUUCUUUCCACAUGGAGGUGGAAGGUGUACUAUCGCCAUCCCCAUGAGCGUGCCACCCUCCUUCUGGCCAUGGAUGAGGCAUGCAACGACAUCAAUGCAGACCAAUGUCAAGCUUGAAUUCGCCAUGCCAUUGGGUUUUUCCCACAGUGCAUGAACAAUGAGGAUAUUCACUGUGAUGUGGAUGAGAAUUAAUGGCGAAAUGCUCAAGACAGGCUUGAUGCAAAUUAAUGGGUACUAAAUGUUAUGUUUUAUUUUCAUUCAUUUAAUUUCUUUAAUUUAAUUUCUUACAUUUGAUUACAGACACCUACAAUUAUAUAUUAUAUAUUAUAUUGCAAUUAUAUCUGAAAAAUACAAUGUUUUUUUUGCACUGAUGAAUGAUUGUAGAGGAUGUCUUCAUUGAUCACACCUUUGAUUACACAUUGGAUACAUAUUAUUUGUUGGGUAAUACAUGUAAUUUAGAUGUUUAUACUUUACAAACACACAUUUUAUUUCUGUAGUUCACAAAAUCCAUAUAUAGUAGACAAACCAGUUUCAAAUCUAUAGGUUUACCGAACUGUUAAGUGAUUAACCGUUAAGUGCAGUUUGAUUAAGUGAUGGUCAAAUGUAUUUAAACAAAUGAGAAGAGAAUCAUAUGAAAUGUAAUGUGAACAUUGCAUUGUGAAAGGCAAUGACUUUAUAUGAAAGGUAUUUCUAGAUGAAACACUGAUUAGGUUUGGUGAAAAAGUUACUGUGUGUUGUACUUAGUCAAUUGAAACUGUGCGUAAAGUAAAAAAAAACCAGCCUUUUUGAGUUUUGUACUAAAAGUUGUGAAAUUUUACAACAUACUUGUGAAAAUAUUACCAAAGCGAUAAAAGAAAACUGUAAUUCCCCAUUGUUUCUCUCCAGUCUAUCCCAGUACAGUGAUGAGAACAUGAUGGAUCCCUAUAACUUGGCUACCUGCUUCGGCCCGACUCUGAUGCCCAUACCUGAUGGUCACGAUCCUGUGGCCUGCCAGACGCACGUUAAUGAGGUCAUCAAGACCAUCAUCAUCCACAACGAGGUCAUCUUCCCGAGCCACCGUGAGCUGGACGGACCGGUCUAUGAGAAGUGCAUGGCUGGAGGAGAGGAGUACUGGUUAGUGAUGUCAUAGUAUACUGGGCCUUGGUUAUGCUUGGAUGGGAGAGAGGAUGGAGAUUAACCAAUGUAGAGAAGGGGGUUAGGGGACUGGAUCCAGUUCUGUGUUUCAAAUGACUUCACCCUCUUGUUGGGCUAGUUUAGUCUAAAGCACGAUACUAUGUCCUUCUUUGUCAUUAUCUGAAUCUAUCAAUCAAUGGUACUGUAUGUAUCUAUCUACUGUAUAUUAUUGUCUCUAUCUCGCUCGACACCAUUUAGUGACAGUCCCCAGAGUGGUCCAGGUGCCAUUGAUGAAGUGGACAACGGUACAGGACCUCACACCAGUGAUGAUGAACUGGAGCAGAUCGAGGCCAUCGCUAAGUUUGACUACGUGGGGCGUACUUCCAGAGAGCUGUCCUUUAAGAAGGGGGCAUCACUGCUGCUGUACCUGAGAGCCUCUGAUGACUGGUGGGAGGGACGACACAACGGAGUGGACGGACUCAUCCCACAUCAGUACAUCGUGGUGCAGGACAUGUAAGGACAGCAUGAGUACUAAAUGUGUCACAUUUCUGUGUAACUGCUCAAAUGCUACAUGCCUCUGUUUAGGAUACGCACUUCUAUUGUAAUCCUCAGUAGACUAGAGACAGACUGGGCACCCUGACCAUGGGUCCUUCAGGUUAUGUGAGUCCAUGUCAAUAACAGUAAAUUGAGAUGUCAAUAGUCAAUAAUAGUGAACUGUGCCCAAAGUGCAUUAGUCUGAUACUGUGUCAAUGCAGCAGUUGGCAUACAGUAAGCACCAGACAGUCUGUUAUUGUAUCAAUUAUGCAGUUAGCAUUUAUAAGCACCAAGCACUUCAAAGCAAAUAAAUCCCCAAUUAGUAAUUAGUAAAAGAGCUUCUCCUCUCCUCAGUCUCCUGAACCAACACUUCCUCAUGAAAAGGAUGGAACAUUAAGGUCACUCUGUAGCUGGUCAUUUAUCCUUCCGGAACCCCACCCGACAGCCAAUCACCGCCCAUCACCGUGGAGAUGGCAGAAUUAAACCCUAAUUAGGGAAAAGACACAGGAUGCGUCCCAAAUUGCACCCUAUUCCCUUUAUAGUUCACUACUUUUGAUCAGAGCUUGUGCACUAGUGCACUAGUCAAAAGUAUUGCAUUAUAAAGGGAAUAGUGUGCCAUUUGGGACGCAGACACACUCAUCUCCAGCUGAUCCGGGGCCCGGGGGAACCGGGGAAUGGGUGUUGUGCUUGUUAAUGAUAACUUGAAGAGGUCCAACACCUGGCAGCAGGUGAUGAGUUAGAUUUUGAUUCUGAAGGAUUGUUUGUUGUGAUAAUAAUUUCGGAUUUUUUUUUUUUGGGGGACAUUUUUAGUCAUUUAGCAGACGCUCUUAUCCAGAGCGACUUACAGUUAGUGCAUAAUUAUUAUUAUUAAAAAAAAAAAAUUCCCCUGUGGGAAUCGAACCCACAACCCUGGCGUUGCAAACACCAUGCUCUAUCAACUGAGCUAUAUCCCUGCCGGCCAUUCCCUCCCCUACCCUGGACGACGCUGGGCCAAUUGCGCGCCACCCCAUGGGUCUCCCGGUCGCGGCCGGCUACGACAGAGCCUGGAUACGAACCAGGAUCUCUAGUGGCACAGCUAGCACUGCGAUGCAGUGCCUUAGACCACUGCGCCACUCGGGAGGCUGGAUCAUCACUGGUGUAAGGGUAUCCAGAUGAUUUGCAGUGACUCGUUAAUGAAAUUGGUAUUAUUGUUUGUUGCAUUUUGCCAGCAUAUAAAUAACUAAUGAAUAAACCCCCCGUCUUCUCUCUGUCUCUCCAUUACCUCAGGGAUGAUGCGUUCUCAGACAGUCUGAGUUGGAAGGCUGAGAGUGAGGCCAGUAGUGGACCCCACCAGGAGGACAGAGACAGAACCUCAUCCAGGAACCGUGACCGCAGCGCCCCUUGCGAACACACACAACAUACCCCUGAACACCGCUAUGGAGAUGCUCUUGGAAGGUGGCUACACAUUGAAUUUGACUUUGUUGAUUCAUGCUCACAGUUCACAGGAUUUGAAGAAAUGCAGGUUAACACAGGUUUUCUAGACACGUGCAGGAUGAGAUGUUUUACUCCAUGAAGAGGCUACAAAAUAAUGGUUAAUUUAGUGUAGUUGUAUUGAAUUAGCUAUAUUUUAUAUCUGCACCAUGCCUUCUCCCUGUCCUGUUCUGUCCUUGAUGCUGUCCUGAGAGUCUGCUCUCUGUGUUGUGGCCUAACAGGUUGAGGGUUCAUUCAGACGGUACUGUUAUCCCUUGCCGCAGGAGCACCGCCAACACCCACAGCCCCACCCGAGGUAUGGACACACUCCCUAAGGUCAUGCCCCGCCCCUGCAGCCCUCACAAGAUGGCUGUCAGCAGGGGCCGCAUGGACAGUCCAGAGAAACGCCAUCUCAGCACGUUCAGCAGCACAGGAAGUAUCAACCAUCCAGACAGAAAGUGCUUCCAUGAUGGCCCCGCCCUCAGACCCUCCCCCGGCUCCACCCGCCACGGUAGCCUUGGCGACCAGAAAUCACUGGCAGAGGUGAGAGUCUAAGAAGUACAUUAUCAAAGAAGUAGAGAAAUAACAAAACGCACACCCGGCCUAAAGGUGAGGUGCUGGCUAACGGAAAAUAAACUAACCAAUUGAAAAAAGAAGGUUGCCCACUCAUCUCUCGUUGCUUGUGGAUUUAUUUAACCAACGUUUUGGCUAAAGAGCAUUUAUCAGGGUAUACAGAGGUGAGAAUCUAAUCACUGCAAUAAAGACUUGACGAUUAUCAAAGCAAUUGAUUCAGUGGGUGAAGUCAGGCAAGACCAAACUGACCUUGUUAUUCAUAAUAUUUCCUGCCAGUGCAGCCAGGCUUGGAGUUGUGCAGUCGAAGCUAAUGAGGAUAUUCUCCUGUCUGUUGUUCAGAGAGAUGGAGAGACAGGCAGACAGACAGACAGACAGACUGACUGAGGGAGAAAUAUUUCUUCUCAGAAUGUCUCCAGUAUAGUAUAUGGAUCCCAGCCAGGACUCAGAGGGACAAAGUCAGGCAGCAGUGGGAAGGACAUCUGAGAGAGAGGCCCAUUCAUUGCCCUCUGUCUCUCAUCUCCUAAUUACUGUUCAGUCUGUUAGCUGCUGCUAGCUCCACAUUUAAAUAUGGCUCCCUUUGUGUGCUUCAUUAGAGAGAGAAUAUUGGAACCAUUUGUGAAGUGUUAAUUUGUCCAUUUGUCCCUGCUUUCAAGAAGAAACUGUUUGGUUUUUAUUGGGAGGACUUGGUAUGUCAGUAUUUUGUUUGAGGAUGAACAAUAAGAGCAGAUGUCUGAAUGGGACAUAAUUUCUAUAGAAUGGUGUCUAAUACUGUGUGUGCGUGAAUUGUCAUCAUCGACUACGAUGGACAGCCAAGAUGGUGUGUGUUGCAGGACAUAAGACACUGGAUUAAUAUCAGUGGUGAAACUGUGUGUAUUACAGGACAUAGAGAAGACCAUGAACACAGCCCUGAACGAGCUGUCUGAGCUGGAGCGGCAGAACGUGGCCAAGCAUACCCCCGACGUGGUCCUGGACACCUUGGAGCCCCUGAAGCAGCAGCACCCCUCCUCCUCUGAGCCCCCUGGCAGCCCCCUCCACACCAACACCAUGGUCAUCCGGGACCCUGACGCCGCCCUGCGCCGUAGCAGCAGUUCCUCGUCCUCCGAGACCAUGAGCACCUUCAAACCGCCCCUGACAGCACGGAGGCCCAGCGCCCCUCUCAGGUCGCCUCCGGUCAGACCGCUCCGGCCUGCUCCCAUCCACUCGGGACAUGGCCAGGGACAGGGGCAUGGCCAGGGACAGGGGCAUGGACAGGGACAGGGGCAUGGACAGGGACAGGGACAGGGGCAUGGACAGGGACAGGGGCAUGGACAGGGGGGACAGGGGCAGCACAGGUCUAGUAGUUCCAGCUCCUCAGGCCUGGGUAGUCCAGCCUCUAUCACCCCCACAGACAGGGUGUUCCCCAAGACUCCGUCCCUGUCCUCCUCCACUUCCUCCUCGUCCUCAGACAAACAGGGUCACAUGUAG
Messenger RNA from Coregonus sp. 'balchen', 37820 nucleotides. The record is from the annotation of a GenBank genome assembly. Lineage: Eukaryota; Metazoa; Chordata; Actinopteri; Salmoniformes; Salmonidae.